AAAGCAACCCCGCUGUGACGAAGCUCUGCCCCUCUAUACUAAGUUAAAGCUCUAUUUUAUUCUUAGAGCUUGACAAAACUUCAACAUUGACUAUUAUUUUUGAACAUCCAAACCAAUACUUUUACCUCCACCUACCAAAAACCAAAAACCAAAAACCAACAACUAACAAACUCCAACUAUGGCAGCGCACAUAACCUCGCCUAACGAGCCAUUUCCACGGCCAGAAGACAUCGCGGAAGCGACGACAUCUCACCGACAAGGCUCGUUCAUAAUCUCAACGCGGAAACUGCCCAUUUCAAAAGCCGGCCCUAUCGAAGCUCUGGAGCAAGAGCUAGGCAUCCCCGUGCCCGAGAUGAUCUUCGGCGACAACCUCGUUUCUGUGCGCCACGCGCCCUCCGGCUGGGCUGUCGAGUUCAACGCUCGCGAUGCUUUAGACGCGGUGGACAAGACCGAUCGGAACAUGCUCCAGGUCGCUUACGCUAAGAGCUGGUCUGCUAGCCGCGAGCAGACCAGCGCUGGCAUUAAAGAUGUAGUCAGGCCGUACGAUUGGAGCUACAGCACUACGUAUCGGGGCAGCGUCGUCCCCCCCUCGUCUCGAGCUCCCCCGCCGCCGCCGGGUCCGGCAGCUACCGAGAACGACACUAACACGGAGGAAUCCAAGAAAUCAAGCGAGCAGGAGGUAGAAGGGGCCCAGAAGAACAAGUUCGAAUUCACACCCUCAAACAAUCCCAUCCCAAUCGAACUUCUAAAACGGCGGGACCCGAUCCUCUUCUUCGACGAGGUCAUGCUAUACGAGAGCGAACUCGACGACAACGGGAUCAGCAUCUUCAGCGUCAAGCUGCGCGUGCACGAGCGGCGCAUGCUGCUACUAGCUCGGCUUUUCAUGCGUCUGGAUAACGUCGUCGUGCGCAUCCGCGACACGCGCGUGUACGUCGAUUUCGCGGCUGAGGAGGUCACGCGCGAGUGCACGGCGAAGGAGCUGGGGUUCGAAGAUGUAAAGCGGAAACUACUCAUGACGGGCCUGGUACCCGACGCUGUGACGAUAGCGUUGCGUGACGCUAAUAAGAUCGCCGACUUGCUUCCUACGGUGGAGCAGACUUUGGAAAGCGUCUCGCUGAGAUCAUAGACCUUAGAUACGGACGGGAUUAUUUCGAAUCUCGAGAGCUUAUUUCUAAGGAUCGGAUUUGGUUGAUCGGGGACUAUAAGAGUAAUGAGCAGGUGGGCAGGUUUAUGAAUUCUACGAAAUGCAUGGUUUGGCGUUCGCGGAGUUGGGCAUGAGUAGAGCUUUGGCUCCCGAAAGGCAUACGUUCACAAGUGAACGGUUUGAUACAUGAUCAUAUGCUCAAAAGGGAUAACAUGGUAUGAAAAAUUAUGGUGUAUAGCAGCA
Messenger RNA from Daldinia loculata, 1387 nucleotides. Its product is annotated as TIP41-domain-containing protein. Gene Ontology annotation, biological process: TOR signaling. The record is from RefSeq and is a predicted model, not a curated record. The transcript has 2 exons. Gene Ontology annotation, cellular component: cytosol. The coding region runs from base 179 to 1126 and encodes 315 amino acids. Lineage: Eukaryota; Fungi; Ascomycota; Sordariomycetes; Xylariales; Hypoxylaceae.